Messenger RNA from Phyllopteryx taeniolatus (common seadragon), 4582 nucleotides. RefSeq names its product pbx/knotted 1 homeobox 2 (gene pknox2). The transcript is spliced from 13 exons. The record is from RefSeq and is a predicted model, not a curated record. Lineage: Eukaryota; Metazoa; Chordata; Actinopteri; Syngnathiformes; Syngnathidae. Gene Ontology annotation, biological process: regulation of transcription by RNA polymerase II. Gene Ontology annotation, molecular function: DNA-binding transcription factor activity, RNA polymerase II-specific; RNA polymerase II cis-regulatory region sequence-specific DNA binding. Bases 220 to 1698 code for a protein of 492 amino acids.
AGUCUGAUGAAGAUUGGCAUGCAGGUAGUCCUUGGCUCUUGGACAACUCUUCUGAUCAUACUUUGCACUCCUCUGUCAGAAAUCUUGCAAGGAGCACCUGAUCGAGGCAGAUUUAUGGUGGCUCUUUUUGAAGAGUUGGACCCUGGGCCACAGUGCAAACACAAGUGAAAGCUGCUGUGCGGCUGAGGGCCAGCUAACUUCUCAAUGUGACGCUAUCCCAUGAUGCAACAUGUGUCCCCAGCACCUGCAGUGAUAAUGAUGGCCACCCAGCGUGUUCCUCCACCAUCGUACCAGGAGAGCCAACAGAUGACGGGCACAACGCAGCAGAACAACAAGACCCCACAAGUCCAUAUUCCAGCAGCCUCUGCAGGAAGAAAUAACUCUGUCAGUGUGACCCUUGAUCCACAGACCCAACUUGAGUCUGACAAAAGGGCUGUUUACAGACAUCCGUUGUUUCCCCUGCUGGCAUUGUUGUUUGAGAAAUGUGAGCAGGCUACACAGGGAUCUGAGUGCAUCACAUCCGCCAGCUUUGAUGUCGACAUUGAAAACUUUGUUCACCAGCAGGAGCGGGAUCAUAAGCCUUUCUUCAGUGAAGAUCCAGAGUUGGACAACUUGAUGGUUAAAGCUAUUCAAGUGUUGCGGAUCCACUUAUUGGAGCUUGAGAAGGUCAAUGAACUAUGUAAGGAUUUCUGCAACCGAUACAUCACCUGCCUCAAAACCAAAAUGCACAGUGACAACCUUCUCCGUAACGACCUGGGGGGACCCUAUUCUCCUACGCACACUAAUCUCAGCAUGCAGCAGGAAUUAAAUCAGACGUCCUCUUCUCCGUCCAUGACCUCCGUGUCCAACCCCGUCAACCCGCCAGGGAUCAUGGCACCCAGUGGGGGUUUGCAACAGGGCAAUGUUUCUCUCACGACCAUAAACUCUCAAGUGGUAUCGGGUGGGACCCUGUAUCAGCCGGUUGCCAUGGUGACAUCGCAAGGACAAGUGUUAACGCAGGCACUGCCACCGGGAACCAUUCAGAUCCAGAACUCACAGUUAAAUGUUGAUCUGUCAGCCCUAUUGGACAGCGAAGACAAGAAGUCAAGGAAUAAAAGGGGGGUCCUUCCCAAACAAGCCACCAACAUCAUGCGCUCAUGGCUCUUUCAGCAUCUCAUGCACCCGUACCCAACAGAAGAUGAGAAAAGGCAGAUUGCGGCACAAACAAGCUUGACGCUUUUGCAAGUGAAUAACUGGUUCAUUAAUGCUCGCCGGCGUAUCCUCCAGCCUAUGUUGGAUGCCAGUAACCCUGACCCAGCUCCUAAAGCAAAGAAGAUGAAGUCCCAGCAUCGUCCCACGCAGCGUUUCUGGCCCGACUCCAUCGUGGCUGGUGUUUUGCAGACGCACAGAUCUCAAAUGGGAAACAAUUCAGACGACCCGCUCAGCCUGGACAGCCUCCAGUCGCUGUCAUCGGACUCUGCCACUCUGGCCAUGCAGCAAGCCAUGCUGGGAGCCGACGACUCCAUGGAUGGCACAGAGGAAGAGGAUGAAGAUGAGGAGGAGGAGGAGGAGGAAGAGGAGGAGGAGGAAGAGGAAGGAAUGGAGGACGAGGAAGAGGAGGAGGAUGGACAGAACGAAAACAAUAGGGGGGGGGCGAUGCCCAGCGGAGGAGCAGAAAGAAGAAAUCUGAGCAUGGAGCACAGAGAGGAACUGGAGUAGUCAAAGACGAGGGACAUACUGAACAAUACGUUGACCUCACUUGGCCCAUUAACAUGGCUAAUUUCUGAUUCCAACAUACAGGAUGGCAUUGUUGCCAUAUUUAAUAUGCAUUUGAGGGCAUGAAAAUCAAUCAGGGCUCCUUCUAUUGAGAACUACAGAAUAAAAAAUGACACAAUCACCCUGAUAUGAGGGGUAGUCAAAAAGUAAUGAGUCAAUUUAAUUUAACCUACUAAUAAUUGAUAUUCAACAGCAUGGUGAACGACUGGUUAGCACGUCUGCCUCACAGUUCUGAGGACCGGGGUUCAAAUCUCGGCCCCGCUUUUGUGGAGUUUGCAUGUUCUCCCCGUGCCUGCGUGGGUUUUCUCCAGGUACUCCGGUUUCCUCCCACAUCCCCAAAACAUGCAUGGUAGGUUGAUUGAAGACUCUAAAUUGCCCGUAGGUGUGAAUGUGAGUGUGAAUGGGUGUUUGUUUAUAUGUGCCCUGCGAUUGGCUGGCGACCAGUUCAGGGUGUACCCCGCCUCGUGCCGAAGAUAGGUGGGAUAGGCUCCAGCACACCCGUGACCCUAGUGAGGAUAAGUGGUGAAGAAAAUGGAUGGAUGGAUAAUUGAUAUUUUUUCUGAAAUUUGCAGUUUGUCAUUUAAAUACUUGUUUGAAAUUUUAUUCUUUUUUUUUUUAAUUUUGUUUAAGCUUGUCCUCUUCCUGUGAGCUUUUUUAAAAUGAGGUCAUUGUUUGAUGUCCGUCAGAAGCAGAGAGCUGUAAUUGAAUUCCUUGCUUUGGAAGCGGGCGGCACAGUGGCCGACUGGUUAGAGCGUCAGCCUCACAGUUCUGAGGACCCGGGUUCAAUCCCCGGCCCUGCCUGUGUGGAGUUUGCAUGUUCUCCCCGUGCCUGCGUGGGUUUUCUCCGGGCACUCCGGUUUCCUCCCACAUCCCAAAAACAUGCAUGAAUUGGAGAGUCUAAAUUGCCCGUAGGUGUGAAUAUGUGUGCGAAUGGUUGUUUGUUUGUUUGUAUGUGCCCUGCAAUUGGCUGGCAACCAGUUCAGGGUGUACCCCACCUCCUGCCCGAUGAUAGCUGGGAUAGGCUCCAGCACGCCCGCGACCCUGGUGAGGAGAAGCGGCUCAGAAAGUGGAUGGAUGGAUGCUUUGGAAGCGGAACCACCACUAAACGUUUUCAAAAGGUUGCAAAAUGUGUAUGGGAAAGCUUCAUUAGGCUACAGCACAGUCAAAAAGUGGGUGUCCAGGAUCAAAGACAUAGAACAAGAGCCUUCGUUGAGUGACCUGCAAAGGAGCGGCAGACCAUCUUCAGCAGUUGAUCCUGGGAAGAGAGCUAGGGUCGAGGCAAUGAUUAGAGAAGAUUGCAGAGUCACCAUUGAUGACAUCACCAUCUUGUGUCAUCGUUGAUGACAAAAGUCAAAUACUGUACAGAUUUUGCAACCUUUUGAACAUGUUUAGUGGUGAUUCCCCUUCCAAAGCAAGAAAUUCAUUAACAAUUCCCUGGUUCAGACAGGUAUCCAACAAUGACUUCAUUUCCAAAAUGGCUGACAGAAAGAAAACAGACUUAAACAAAACAUUUUUUUUUAAAUAAACCUUCAAAUAAGUAUUUAAACUACAAACUGUGAAAACUUCAUGAAAGAAAAAAAUCAUUAGUUGGUGAAAUUAAAUUGGGCUCAAACCGUUUUGACUGCCCCUCGUAAUUAUACAAAAUGAUAUUAGGACAAAGAUAAAAGUGUGUUUGGUUUUACUAAACUGCAGUGGGCUUUAUAAAAUACAGUUACUGAAUAAAAUGCUCAACAUAUUCAAAUGUGAAAGAACUUUAUGCUUCAGAAAGCCUGAUAUUUUAGACUAUUUUAGAUUUCCUCUGAGUUUAGAGAGCACAGAAACAAAUACAGCCCCAAGUUUUCUCAAUUAAGUAGUCCAACUAUUUUGCUUGACAAAAACGGUAUCAAUAGUAAUUACUAGACUUUUCAAGAGAAAGGGUGAGUAAAAUGUGAGGGGAUGUGGGAGGUGAUGUCUAAAUAUGGGGACAAUAUUUGUUCAUACCUGUUUUAUAACUCAUAGGUUCUCAGGUCGAAAAAACUGAGCAUUUUUCUUCCACAUAAGCACAAUAUUUGAGUUGCUGAAAGCCUUUUAAGCAUGCUCUUUGAACUUGCUUUACUUUCUGUUCUUUAUAAGCAAAUCUAAUGUAGUAGACAAGUGUCUUGAUGGUUGAAGAUUUGCAUUAUAUAUUUUUUUUGCUUUCGGUUGUUUUUUUUUUGGUUGGGCUCAGAGCGUAGCUCAAGCAACAACAUGACAAUGAUGGCUGUCUGCACACUGCAGUAGGUCCAUAAAGAUCAUCUUGGCUAUUUUAUGUGAUAAUGUAUGAUGCUGUUAUGAAGGGGAGCAUGGCAAAUGUUGCCAACUCCCCACAAACCUUUCACACUCAUCUCAACAUAAUUUGGAAUAACACAAACAACAAGGAAUUUGGCAUAUCUCACUGGCUAAGCCAUCAUCAUUUACUGACUUUUUAAAGAAAGAAAACCAUUCUGAUGAAGAUGAAGGACUGAGAAAGCUGUGGCAGAAAAGUCAGCCAUGAAGUCAAUUUUGUGUGAAGGAUUUUGAAGAAACUGGGAAACAAUUUUCAUUCUGUUUUGUACUAAACCACAAAUGUGAUUCACUAAUUUCUAUUGUGAAGAUGUCUAAAAAACAACCCAUGUUAUAUUUAAUGUUCUGAGUGGUGACUGUGAAGUAUGUUGCUCAUUCACAUUAUUUUCACUAUUUCUCUUUUUUUUAACUCGAUCUUCCAGCGCAAGUGAUAGAUAAUGGGGAAUAUUUAUAUUUCAUUUGUACACUUGUCAUAAUCUACUGUGUUUCGAUAGACCAAUUUUAAUAAUUAAAAUCUGUAAAGGUA